Molecule: messenger RNA, 3685 nt
Organism: Symbiodinium necroappetens
Lineage: Eukaryota; Dinophyceae; Suessiales; Symbiodiniaceae
Source: the annotation of a GenBank genome assembly
AUGCUGGUUUGGUUCCCCUGGCUUCCAGCCGACUGUUCCCUGCAGUCUUGCAUUGCCCUUUGGGAUUUGGCUGCUCGGGGCGCAUUGUUGCUCCUGUUGCACCAGCUACUGGGUGAGGGCAUCUUCCAUUUCACACAGUUUUCUGCUCCGAUAACUCCGCCUCGGAAGGGUCUCAGCUUGGCUAAAGGCCUUUGCCACAUGCUCCGGGCUCUCUUUUUUGCCUUCGGGAGCGCCUUCGCGUUUCCGUUCGCAUUGACCAUGUUCCGGGCAUCUCCAAAGAUGUCGCGGACGCCCUCAGUCGCGCAACGAAACCGUCCGACCUGGGCUUUCUCGAUGUGCAGGCCGUCGAGGAGCUCUUUCGAGUCUGGGGAAGCUCCAUGCCAAGCUCUUACGAAUCUUGCCGGCAAGCGCAUCAUUGAUGUCACAGACUUCGAUGUGGGCCCCAACCCGAAACGACGUCGAGAAGGAGAAGGAGCCCAGUCCUCCGAGCAAAAAGGCCAGGCCGGAAAGCCAGCGAGCGGGACUUGCGGAAGCCAGCGAUCCUCGAGGCUCCGUAAAGGGUCGAAGCCGCAGAAAGAUCCACGGCGAGCGCUGCUGUUCUCGCAGCGCAUGUCGCAGUUGUCGCAGAGUUUGUCGCAGAAGUUGAAGGCGAGUGGGCGCACCCCGCGCCGAAGCAUCCGUGUUCGGAAGGGCGGCUGGAUUCUGGCUCGGGGCCCUCAAGGCUCUGAGCCCAAUCCUGACAAGCCAGAGGAGCUGGCACCGCUCCGGGGGCUCCCACCGCUCAUGUCCGCACCUUCCGCGCCCGAGCGGCCCGAUGUGCUCUUCACGGGCUUUGCGCGCAGCGACUUGCACUCUCUCCGCAAGAUGGUGAACUGCCUGGGAGGUCUGGCCGUUAAUUCCCUGACGGGAGGAGGCAAUGGCCGGACCAACGUCCGGGUCGUGGUGCAGUGCACCUCAGACGCGGGGAAGACUGUCGCCACGAAGCGAUCCCUGAAAUACAUGGAGGGAGUGCUGGCUGGCGCUUGGGUCCUCUCUUCAGAGUGGGUGCACAAAUCCAUGCAUGCCGGCCACUGGCUUCCUGAGGUCCGCUUUCAGCUCGCCGGCGACCUGCACGCCUUGGGCGGCCCUGCCCGAGGCCGGAAUCACGGCCCUGAGCUCUUCCAGGGAUGCCGCUUCCACUUCGUCGCCGGGGCCCAAAAACUGUCCGAUAGUCCUGGACUCUCGUGGCUUGCCGUGCUACCAAAGGCCAUCCCACCAGGGAAGAAGGACGGGCGGCUUUGGUUUGCCAAAAUCCGCAAGAGUGGCAUGGAAGACGUGCAGGAGAAUCUCUGCCUAAGCAUCGGUGCCGAGGAGGAGGGGCCCACGGUUGGCCAGCUCUGCCGCCUGGUGCGGCGAGCGGGUGCUCAGGUGCUUGAGACCAUUCAGAAGGUACCGGAUGCUGAGGAGACAGGGAUUCUCUCAGGCGGGCCCUGCUUUGCCACGCUACUGGCCUGGAGCUCAGCGAUCAAGCCCAUCAUCCAACUUCCAGAGUCGCCUUUCCGGUUCCUUUACCUUCGGGAGGUGGCGGAGGCAAUUUUCCGCGCCAUGUGCGACGAGGUCGGCGAGCAGACCGAUUGUCACGAGCAUCAUGAGCGAUGUAGCGGAUUUGAGAAAAUGCAUCUUGACAACAGCUUGGAGACGUCUAACUGGCAAGCAGACAGAAGAGAUCUAAUGGUGCAAUGGGAGAAGCAAAUUGAAGAGCGCAGUGUUCCAGAAUGGCGCGACAAAUAUGUGGCAUAUGCGCGCCUGAAAAGGAAGCUCGAACAGAUCAAGGCAGCUGCAUCGGUCUGCAGAACCGGCAGCGAGGACUUUAUUCCGCAUGCCAUCACUCGGGCUGCUAUGGAGAGCGACUACGACGAGUCUCGAAGAGUCAGCAAAGAGAGCGACACAGAAGCCCCGCUUCUGCAUCGAGAGGUCAUAGACUCUCGGAAAGAGACAUGUCCAGAAGCGAAGCUCGUGGGGUUUGAGCUCAACUACAGCCAUGCGCGGGAGCUGGACUUCGCAGAUGACUGGGCCUUCAAAGCCGAUCCCGGCUGCCAGGGACCCGCCGUGUGCACUGCUUCGGUCGCCCCUGUCAUCAAUAGCACCUCGCAGCACUUUGUGCUCUUUCAGCUUUUCCUGGCGGUGGCUUCCCAGCAAAGAACCGCCUUGCACUUGCAGGCAGCCAUCACGAUUCCGACCCACUUUACACGCCUCCGGCAUUUGGUCGGCUUAUUGAUUCCAGCGCGCAGGAUGCAACGCCUGGAUGCCAUGGGGGGCAUCUUCGAGGAUUUUGUCCUCGAGGGUCUGAUGCUGCUGAACGUGCUGGUGACAACAAGCGCCGUUUACUGGCUGCUGCGAGAGCUCUACCUGCUGUUCUGUCUGCCCGCGCUGGAUAUGCAUGCCGUCGAUGUCGAUGAGCAUCUGGUCAUUCCUGAAGCAAUCGAUAUCAUGAUGGAGGGAAUGCUGGACGCGAUUUGCUUCGUUUUGGGCUGUAUGCUGCUUCUGCUAGCUGCUUCGACCUUCUUGAAGAAGUUUGGGAGCAACGACAACCCGACGGAUGCCAUCAUUCUGACUUAUCCACUCCUUUUUGGGCCUCCGGCUUUAUUGCGCAUCUUCCUAUGCAUUUGCCGCAGGUUGCUAUACCACGCUUUGUUCAAGCACGGAGUGAUUAUCGACUUCAGCAAGGGCGUGUCGCAGCACGACUUCCUCUUGUCAUGGAGCUACCUGGGCUUCGUGGUGGCCGUGGGGAUCUUGAUUUUUGAUGCCUACAUCCGCGUGCAUGAAGGACAGGUUACGGCAAAAGCCAUGACGAUCAACGUCAUCGUGUUCACGUCGCCGCUUUAUUAUAUGAUCUCCUCGUUGCUGAACUCCCUUCGGGUUGAGCAGGAGGCCAUCAAGCGUACCUGCCUGCAACAAUUGGAAAAGACAAAGGGCCCCGAUGCUCCGGAGGAAGUAUCACCGUCUGCCAAGCACAAGCUUUGCCCCUUAGCCGAGGGCAGCAUCUGCCGAGCAGCGCGUGGAAGGAAAGACUUGAAUCUCAGCAUAAAGCUUGCGAAGGAAGCCCCUGACAGACAUGACAGUGAUGAACGUUUCGGGUUGCGGGACAUGUUCUGGGUUCCACGGUUAGUGUCGGGGACUGGCCGAUCGACUUGUGGAGCUUUGCUACUGGUGACAUCUAUGCCUGUUGUGGCUUUCCUGACCAUGCUCUUGGCGUUGGUGAGCAUGGCUUGGUUCAUCAAGCAUCGCACAGACAUUCCGGAAAUUGGAUCAAUCGUCGCUGACGUUCCCGGAUUGCAUCCCAGCUUCACUCCCGAGGUUCAGAACUAUGCGUUCUUCAUUCUGAGCACCUACAGUGGCUUCACGUUGACCUCCGAGGCAGAUCUUGAGCGGACCACCUUCCUGAAGAACAUGGUCUUCGAUGGAUCGACAGAGAUUACCGAUGCCUCCGGUGAAUCAACUUCAGGAGUGUUGAUUCACACUGUGCCCCUGCGACGCGUGAACGCCACGUACCCCACCACGGUUUACCUCACGGCUGGCACUUUCAGCCAGGUUGCUGAGUCUGUGUUCGUGCUCCGGUACCGGAUCUCUAAGCCCAAACUCGGAGUGGUAGAGCUGCAGGUGCAGACGUACAAGAUCACCGUCAUUCAUGUGAAGCCAACCUUCA